This is a messenger RNA of Durio zibethinus, 1604 nucleotides long. Lineage: Eukaryota; Viridiplantae; Streptophyta; Magnoliopsida; Malvales; Malvaceae. The record is from RefSeq and is a predicted model, not a curated record.
AUCAAUGGGCUGUGAUUUGGAUCGGUUAGGGUUUUAUGGGCCUUUUUUGAGUUAUUGGGUUUAGAUUUCGAUGGGCUUUUCUUUUUUUUUUUCUUACAAAACCUAUCUUUCGAACAAAAUCUAGGCGUCGGGAAAAGGCAAGGAGCUUAACCUUCAUUCUUUCUCUUCUUCUGUUUCUCUUUCGUUUUACCAUCGACAAAUAAAAAUCCAAAUGGGAAGCACAGCCGUUGAGAAGACAGCAGAGGAGCUUCAGCGAGAGAUCGAUGAGCUCCACCGCCAACAACGCGAGAUUACGGAGAGGCUGAGGGAUCCUCGGGGACUCCGAAGGGGAGGAUUUUCGGGCGCCGGCCCUCGUAACUUCGCCGCCAAUGGUGCUCGUCAGCGAGGCUUUCUUCGAUCGGCUGAUAGGACUGAUGUGGAAGACCAACCUCCGGCUAAGAGGCGAUUGUCGUCGGCUGUUGUCAAGGUGGAAGAUGGUGAGAUUAUUGAUGAUGCUGAAGUGGCAAAGGAUGUCAGUGACACAGCUAUCGAAGGAUCUGGAGCAGUCAAUGAGACUGAUAGAAAGCUAUCUACUCUGCAGCAAAGUGGUUGGCCUAGAAGGGAUGGAGAGCAAAGGCCAGUGAAGAAGGACGCUGAAGCUCCCAUUGCAGAGCACGUUCCAAGGAUUUUGCCCAAGGAUGAGGAUCCAAGCUUGAUUAAUAGGAAUAAAAGAAUGUUGGGGCAACUUUUAGGGACUUUGGAGAGAUUCAGGAAAGAAGAUAAGCAACUUUCAGGAUCAGAGGCAUAUAUGCGGAGGUCAAACUCUUUGCAAAGAGCUGAGCAAAGAGCUCGCGAAGAAAGUGAAAAGCUGAGGCAACAAGAGCGUGAACAAAUUGCAGAAAAGAGAAGGAGAGAUCUGACUCUUAGGGCUCGUGUAGCUGCCAAGGCGGAAGAAAAGAAGCUGGAGUUGUUGUUUCUUCAGUGGAGUGAGCACCACAAAAGGCUUAGCAAUUUUAUAAGGACUAAAACAGAGCCUUCAAUAUAUUACUUGCCAACGAAACCAUUGCAUGAAGAUGCAACCAUACAUGAGCUGCAAAAGGAACAAGAAUUUUUAGAAUGGAAGACAGCUAGGAGAGAGGAACUGUCUGAAUAUCAGAAACAGAUUGGAGAAGUGUGUGUUGCCAAUGUCGAAAAGGAGUUGGAGAGGUGGCAAAAUGCCAGGAAAGCGAGGAAACCAAACAAUGACAUGAACCUGCAAGAAACAAUGGACAAAGAAUUGGAUACCCAUAGACUUGAGCAUGGUCCAAAGAAGAGAAAGAUACCUGGUGGAAACAAUGAGGAUGAGGAGGAUGUGGAAGAUAUCAAUGUUGGGGAGGAUGAUAUGAUGGAUGAUGUGCUAGUUGUUGAUGAUUAUGGUAGGAAGGGAGAUGAGACUGCCAAAGCCGAGCCCGGCAACACUAGUCCACUCCGUGAUAAUGUUGCUGAUCAGCAAUGAAUGUAACCAAUUUCUCAGCUAGGUAUCGGUGGAUUGUGGGAUAGUGAUUAGUCCAAGGAAGCAGUCUCUUACUGACAAGCAGUGUGGAUUAGAUGGAUUGAGUGUUUGAGCAAAACGUUCUAACUCAUAU